Messenger RNA from Oryza sativa Japonica Group (Japanese rice), 2117 nucleotides. Its product is annotated as UDP-sulfoquinovose synthase, chloroplastic. Gene Ontology annotation, molecular function: UDPsulfoquinovose synthase activity. The record is from RefSeq and is a predicted model, not a curated record. Gene Ontology annotation, biological process: glycolipid biosynthetic process; sulfolipid biosynthetic process. NCBI's taxonomy places the organism in Eukaryota, Viridiplantae, Streptophyta, Magnoliopsida, Poales, Poaceae.
CUCUCGCGAGCUAGCGUUAGGUAGGGAGCCAAGCUAGCUGCUCCAUUCUUUCCUCUACUCUCUGCUCCUGUCUUGCACAGCCGCGAGCCCCUGAAACCGGGAGGAUAGAGCAGUGCUCAUCGAUGGAUGAACGGUUAAGAUGGAAUCAACCGGGGGCCAUCGCAGGUUGAUCCGGAUCCCUCCGCGGCUCCGCCGAAUAUCCGCCGCGCUGCUGCCUGCUGCCUGCUGUUGCUGCUAUCCAUCCUCUCCUCUCCACCUCGCUUCCGCUCGUUCGUUCCUCUUCCCCCUCACCCACCUGGUCGCCACCCCCCAACCCCACCGGCGUCCGAGCCCGCUCCGCUCCGGCCUCCUCCUGCGAGGCCAUCGAUAUAGCUAACCGUAGUGGAAGAUAAAGGACAUGAAAAUGGCACAUAUGGUAACUAACUGUAGUUUCAGCCCUUCGCCUGCAGUUAAGACGUACUCGAAAUCUCCUGGUUAUUGCUGCAAUGUGACCCAAUUCCAGAGCUCAAAAUGUUCCAAUCUAGUGCUCAAAUCAUGUACUGCGACAAGACCGAACAGGCCAUUUGUCGCUCGUGCUAGCGCUGCUGUACAAGGACAGACACAAACACCCCUUACUGGAAGUCAGCAAGCAUCUGGGCACUCAUCCUCUAAACCCAAAAAGGUCAUGGUUAUCGGCGGAGAUGGCUACUGCGGCUGGGCAACCGCACUUCAUCUCUCCAAUAAAGGAUACGAGGUUGCCAUUGUUGACAAUCUUGUGCGGCGCCUUUUUGAUCACCAACUUGGCCUGGAUUCCCUCACACCCAUAGCCUCCAUCCAGAAUCGCAUCCGUCGGUGGAAGGCUCUAACCGGAAAGACGAUUCAGCUCUAUGUUGGUGAUAUAUGUGACUUUGAUUUCCUUUCAGAAGCCUUCAAGUCUUUCGAGCCGGAUUCUGCUGUCCACUUUGGUGAGCAGAGAUCAGCGCCAUAUUCUAUGAUUGAUCGUUCCCGUGCGGUAUUCACUCAGCAUAACAAUGUUAUCGGAACUCUUAAUGUAUUAUUUGCCAUUAAGGAGUUCAGUGAAGAAUGCCAUCUGGUCAAACUAGGAACCAUGGGUGAGUAUGGAACUCCAAAUAUUGACAUUGAAGAAGGGUUCAUCACUAUUACCCACAAUGGAAGAACUGAUACCUUGCCUUACCCAAAGCAAGCGAGCUCCUUCUACCAUCUAAGCAAAGUGCAUGACUCGCACAAUAUAGCAUUUACAUGCAAGGCUUGGGGUAUAAGGGCCACGGAUCUUAACCAAGGUGUUGUAUAUGGAGUGAGAACAGAUGAAACUGCAAUGCAUGAAGAACUAUCCAACAGGUUUGAUUAUGAUGGCGUCUUUGGGACAGCACUGAAUAGGUUCUGUGUUCAGGCUGCUGUAGGUCAUCCACUUACAGUUUAUGGAAAAGGUGGUCAGACCCGUGGAUAUCUGGACAUCAGGGAUACAGUGCAAUGCGUAGAGCUCGCAAUCGCCAACCCAGCCAAACCAGGUGAGUUCAGGGUCUUCAACCAGUUCACCGAGCAGUUCUCGGUCAACGAGCUGGCAAAGCUGGUUACGGCCGCCGGUGCAAAGCUUGGGCUGGAGGUGCAGACCAAGUCGGUGCCCAACCCGCGGGUGGAAGCGGAGGAACACUACUACAACGCCAAGCACACCAAGCUCAUGGAGCUCGGCCUGGAGCCCCACCUGCUGUCGGACUCGCUCCUCGACUCGCUGCUCAACUUCGCCGUCCAGUACAAGGACAGGGUCGACACGGCGCAGAUCAUGCCCAGCGUGUCGUGGAAGAAGAUGGGGGCGAAGCCGAAGACGGUGUCCGUCUAAGAGGAGGCUGGUUUUGCCAUGGCGGGGUAUAAUGUCAACCGUGACAUUGACAUUAUAAAUUUGGUGUGUAGUAAUGCAAUAAUUAUGUGCGUUUAGUAUAAUGCACGUUGUAGUGGGUGUGGUUACGGUGUUAGAUUUCUUUUUUGUUCUUCCUCACGAAUAGAUGCUGCAAUCUGAUCGAAGGGGAUUCCUUCUGUAUUUCUGUUGUAAACUUUUAUCCAGCUCUUGAUCAGCAAAUGGGUAUCCAGGAUGCAGGGGGGUAUUUGAGCCUUUUUUUUUU